AUGAAUUUCAUAGGCUCUAACGUACAAAGUCAAGCUGAGGAAGUAGGGCGAAACAAUAAAAAAAAUGAAAAAAAGGGAAAUCGAAAGAAAAAAUUUUUAGACGUGACGCAAAAAGCGCAAGAUGAAUUUGCCUCGGAGUAUGCGUAUAUUUUUAUGGAUUUUAUUGAAGAUUAUUAUGAGGAUGAUCUUUCGUAUCGUCCUUAUCUAAAUCAACUUGCAUUUAUGCAUGAUAACAAUAAGCGCACUUUAUAUGUUGAUUUUGGACAUAUAAGCCGUUAUAAUAAAUCUCUAACACUAACUAAAGCCAUUACUGAACAAUAUUAUAGACUUGAGCCUUAUCUACGUAAGGUCGUAGAGAUUCUUAUGAAAUAUUAUUUUUCACCAGAUAAAGUUCAUAAGGAAGUAAGUUCUGAAAAAGUGAUAGAAGAAAAUGUUCAAAAUAUGGUAGAUGAUACCAUAAAUGAUGCACCAGAUGUUCAAGAUACUAUCAAGAAUACUGUUGAAAAUGAU
This is a messenger RNA of Diversispora eburnea, 510 nucleotides long. Lineage: Eukaryota; Fungi; Glomeromycota; Glomeromycetes; Diversisporales; Diversisporaceae. The record is from the annotation of a GenBank genome assembly.